Chaetomium fimeti is the source of this 1271-nucleotide messenger RNA. RefSeq lists its product as uncharacterized. Bases 1 to 1161 code for a protein of 386 amino acids. NCBI's taxonomy places the organism in Eukaryota, Fungi, Ascomycota, Sordariomycetes, Sordariales, Chaetomiaceae. Gene Ontology annotation, molecular function: oxidoreductase activity. The transcript has 4 exons. The record is from RefSeq and is a predicted model, not a curated record.
AUGAUGAAGUCUUUUGUCUUGCUCGCAAGCGCGCUGCUGGUCGGCUCUGCCGUCAGCGCGCCGACAGCCGAAAUCCCCUCGUUCACCCAGGCCGAUAUGGACAGCGGCAAAGCCAUCCGGGAGCUAGGGCGGAUCGCCUACGAUAAUGCCAUGGCACGUGCGGAAAAGGCAACGACCGGCUGUACUAAGGACAAGGUGCGAAUCCGGAAGGAAUGGCGCAACAUGACCCUCGACGACCGCCAGGGUUAUCAGCAGGCCGUGCAAUGUCUGAUGGAGAAGCCGCCGCGACACGAGGGUUUGGACGGCGUCCGAUCGGCCUGGGAUGACUAUGGUGCCCUGCACUACUACCAGACUCCCUACGUGCAUAACUCUGCCACCUUCCUCCUCUGGCACCGGCACUACAACUGGGUUCUCGAGCAAGAUUUGCGGGAUCUCUGCGGAUACAACGGUGUCUUCCCUUACUGGGAGUGGGGAUUGGAUUGCGGUAGCAUUGGCUCGAUGGACACGUCACCUGUGUUCGACGGCAGCGAGUACUCUCUUGGAGGGAACGGCGAGUUUAUCGAGGGCCACCGCCCGGCCAUCGGUGGUGCCCGCCCUGGCUCCGGGGGCGGAUGCGUGACCUCGGGGCCGUUUUCUAACUACACCGUCAACAUGGGCCCGGUCGGUUCGCGGGACCCGCUCGCUUACAACCCCCGCUGCUUCAAGCGUGAUCUCAAUAACGAUGUCUGCAACCGCUGGGCGACACUUCGCAACACCACCGAGCCGAUCCUCAACGGCACCGACGUCGCCCUCUUCCAAGCUCUCGUGCAAGGUGAUGGUCGCUGGCCGGAGGCUGCCCGCCUCGGGAUUGCCGUGCAUGGUGGUGGACACUUCAGCAUCAGCGGUGACCCAGGGAGCGAUUUCUACUUCUCGUCCCUAGAGCCGGGCUUCUACCUCCACCACGGCAACAUCGACCGCAUGCACUUCAUCUGGCAAAACUUGGACUGGGAGAACAGACAGACCAUCUCUGGUACAAACACCAUGUUUGACCGGCCGCCUACACCCGAGGCUGUUCUCGAAGACAACAUGGGUUUUGAGCCGAUUAACAGGAAUGUGACAAUAGGGCAGACCAUGGAUACGGUGGGGGGCACCCCGCUGUGCUAUGUUUACGAACCAUGGUAAAGCCCUGAAAUGUUGUGUUGGGAUCGAUUGCAUUGGCACGAAGCUGGCCGUUAAUGUUCGUGAUUUGCCUCUUAGGGAGGACUGGAAGGGGGUUUGGGGGGGCUUGGAGC